AUGAAUGUAACUUCACCCAAGAUAUCUGAAAAUGUUCGAUUACGUAACAAUGGAAAUACUCAAUUAAAGAACAUAACUUGUGAUAUGAAUAAUAACGACAAUGAAUCAAAUGAAGAUUCGGAGACCAAAGCACCACCAAAUUCUUAUCGGAUAUAUAACAUCUUUAGUAUAAUUUUGGCGUUAUUCCGUAGUUUAAUCAAAACUACUAGUAAGACCACUAAUUCAGUGUUUCAAAUGUCGAUGUUUUAUAUUAAUCAUUUUAUCCUACUAAGUUUAUUCUUUAUGAUUGCCAUAUAUAAGAAUUUCCAAUAUCUUUAUCGUCGUGUAUAUUUAAAAUAUUUGGCAGUAACUUAUUAUCCAAGCAAGUCACCACAAGUGAUUAGGGAGGACAUUAAUAAAUUGGAAAAGAUCCCGAAAAUUGUUAGUUGUAUAUUAGAUUUACAGGAUGACGAAGAUGAAAAUGGUGGUAAAGAUGGAUUAAUCAAUUCAAUUAGUGAGUUGACAGCAUGGUCAAUGAGUGCUGGGUUAACCAAAUUGAUUAUUUACGAAUUCACUGGAGCUUUAAUAGAAAACAGUGGUUGUAUUGUUGAUUUACGUAAGUACAUUACGAAAACAUUGGUGUUAUAUUUUGGAACAGAGGCAAUUCCAACAUUUUCCAUUAGAAUCCCUCAUAAGAAUUUGAUCAUCUAUAGUGACAAUCAUAUUGAUGGCAAUGCAGUUGACUUAGAGAUUGAUUUGAUUAGUCGUAUUGAUGGGAAGCCAACAUUGGUAGAAUUGACUAAAACCAUGAGUGAGUUAGCUGUCAAUCGAGAAUUACUGAUAAGAGAUAUUACUAUUGACUUAAUUGAUGAAGAAUUACAUGAAUUAGUGGGACCAGAACCCGAUCUAUUGAUUAGCUUUGCCCCAUCAUUGAAUUUGGAAGAUUAUCCACCAUGGCAUAUUAGAUUGAGUGAAAUAUAUUGGGAGCCAGAUAAUAAGGAUGUUAAUUAUGCAGUAUUUCUUCGGGGUUUGCAACAAUUUUCCAAUUGUAAAAUCAAUAUAGGGAAAUAA
Molecule: messenger RNA, 1050 nt
Organism: Candida albicans SC5314
Lineage: Eukaryota; Fungi; Ascomycota; Pichiomycetes; Serinales; Debaryomycetaceae
Product: ditrans,polycis-polyprenyl diphosphate synthase
Exons: 1
Coding region: 1-1050 (349 amino acids)
Cellular component (GO): endoplasmic reticulum membrane; dehydrodolichyl diphosphate synthase complex
Molecular function (GO): ditrans,polycis-polyprenyl diphosphate synthase [(2E,6E)-farnesyl diphosphate specific] activity
Source: RefSeq, a predicted model, not a curated record